Molecule: messenger RNA, 1898 nt
Organism: Hyposmocoma kahamanoa
Lineage: Eukaryota; Metazoa; Arthropoda; Insecta; Lepidoptera; Cosmopterigidae
Product: cytosolic carboxypeptidase 6-like
Exons: 12
Coding region: 1-1827 (608 amino acids)
Biological process (GO): proteolysis
Molecular function (GO): zinc ion binding; metallocarboxypeptidase activity
Source: RefSeq, a predicted model, not a curated record
AUGGCAGCUUAUACGGACCAUCUUGAACAUACUAAUAUUUACAAUCGUGACCUUGAUGAUAGUGAAGAGAGCGAUGGAGAAGGAGGCUUUGGAAACUUGAACCGUCUGAUAGUGCGGCCUCCAGGCCACAGUGGAAAAGCCAAACGGGGCCAGCUCUGUUUCGACGCGGCCUUUGAGUGCGGGAACCUGGGUAGAGCUGAUCACAUCACUGAAUUAGAAUAUGAUCUCUUCAUCAGACCAGAUACGUGUAGACCACGGUCAAGAUUUUGGUUUAAUUUCACUGUUGAAAAUGUUAAACAGGAUCAGCGAGUUAUUUUUAACUUUGUUAACAUGGGAAAGGAACACACGUUACUCGAUACCGAUAUGACACCUCUGGUACGGUCCACUUCACGACAAAAAUGGCAAAGAAUACCACGUCGUCUGAUUUUCUAUCAUCGCUCAUUAAUUCACCGUGGGCGCAAAAUCUUCAGCUUCGCGUUUGCCUUCGACCGAGAAGAGGAUGUGUACCACUUCGUAGCCUCGGCCCCGUACUCGUACUCACGCCUUCAAAAGUAUUUGACAGCUUGGGAGAACCGGGCUCAAGCGUUUGCUACCAGGGAGUCUAUUGCUACUACUACGCAAAAAAGGCGUGUCGAUCUCUUAACAAUAGGAGAUUUCAGCGUAAAAGAAAAGGAAGUUUUCGAGGAGCAACUUCAACACUCCAAGGGUAAAGCGGUGGAGCCGAAGAAACGUGUAGUGAUCAUAAUAGCCCGUUCUCACGGCGGCGAGUCGCCUUCUUCUUACGUUUGCCAAGGUUUUCUGGACUAUGUCGUAAGCUCUUCCGAAAAGUCUCGCGCGUUACGUAAUGGAAUUGUUAUUCAGGUGAUUCCCAUGCUAAACCCCGAUGGGGUGUUCCUGGGCAACCACAGGUCAGACCUUCUCGGUUCUGACCUCAACCGUUGCUGGAAUAAGUCUACCUCUUAUUCGCAUCCAGCCCUAGUCGCCGUUAACGAUAUGAUCAAGAAACUUUCUUGUGAGAAGGGAGUACAACUGGAUUUCAUCAUAGAUCUUCACGCUGAUGUAAGCCACGAGGGAGUGUUUGUAAGAGGGAACUCUUACGAUGACGUCUUUAGAUUCGAACGUCAUGCGGUACUUCCCAAGUUCCUUGGGGCACGAAUUGAAGCAUGGCAGCCAGAAAAUUGCCUGUUCAACACAGAUCACAACCUGGCAGGUAGCGCGCGCCGCACUUUGCCCACUGGACUCGCAGACGCUUACUCGCUCAAGGUCUCUAUGGGUGGCCGCCGACUCUCUCCCAAAGGACCUUACAUUCAUUACACGGAAGACGCUUAUACAAAAAUAGGCAGAUCCCUGGUGAAAGCCCUCUGCGAUUACUACCGGCAUAUAGGUGUGAUUCCACCACGUGUGCCAGUUUCUAAGAAGAAAGAUUUACGUGGCAGGCGCCGUCGGAGGCGACCGCCUCGUGAACGAGAGAGAUCUCCAAGUACUUCCCCCGAGCGGCGAGUGUUACCAGCGCGCGUGCUAACUCCCCCACUACCACCUGCCUCACCCCCCGCGCUACGAGCGCUGCCACCCCGUCUCACGCGUCAUCACGUACUACGCUCCAGGCCCCGAAAUGUACCAGAUAUCGAUCACGUGCUUCCCAUUGUUACUGGCACCGCUGUGCCUCCUCGGCUGGCAGUGGUGGAUCUAAGCGCGCAUAUUCGCGCGCCGGCUACUCUCGGAGCACGGCGAGCGCCCCUACACGGCGCAAGAAUUGCGCGCCCACCGCGACCAUCGCAUGGCCGCUUCACCAGCGACGAAUAUGACACGCACGACUCGGACUCUUAACUCCUCGAGAACGAAGUGCCAUUACUGGGUUGUAACCAGUGCCUUAUUUUCAUUUAGAGAUUUUUCUGGAA